AUGACAACAACUACUGUCAUGUCUUCAGACGCCCCAACAGCUGCCCACAAACUUCCACUCACCCCGCAAACCCUCACCUCAAACUCCUCAAUUCAAGCACUCAUCACAACUAGCGUGUCUGCCACUCCUCCUCCUCCUUCAAGCACCUCACCCUCACCUUCACCCUCAACCACACCCUCAACCACACCCUCAACUACACCCAGCAAGACAUUAGACUCUCAGGCAAACACCACUCAAUCCCAGACUUUACCUCCAAGCACCAUGUCCAACACCACAGUGACUGUCACAAAAGCCACCACACCAGCCCCUCCACAGUGUUCUUACAUUGUCAAAGCCAUCAAGUUUGGCUUCCAGAUUGACAUGAUGACCUCUACCACUGGCAACUACACAAUAAACAUUAAAGAAAAGGGACGACCAAAGACUGAAGAAACCGUUCAUUCUCCCAAUAAAAACUCAACACAUGAAAUCAAAGACCUGAAGCCCUGUACUGAAUAUGAGCUUAAUGUGACAUUUAUUGAUAGUGCUGGCAAAGAAACAUCCUGUAACAGCACUGAAAAUAAAACUCGGACAAAUGGAAUAAGUGAAGGUGACAUUAGAGUUGAAAGCUGCAUGCCUGGAUACGUUUGUUACCGGAGUGAUUGGGACAUCAGCUCUUCUCUAAUUCCAUCAAAUAAUAUUCCACCUAAGAAAUGCAACCAUGACAGUAAAGUGUUCUGUAUCAAACCUGAUAACAUUUGCAGAAAUUUGACUACAACCUUCACUUCAGGAAACUGUUCGGAUUCCUUCACCAGAAGCAUCACUGUUGAUUUCUUAGAUCCUAGUGAAAUAAAACAGCCAGAUUCAAAUCAUCUUCCUGCAAUAAAACCAAAAUUACCUCCAAACUGCAGUAAUCUCACCAUUGAUUACACCUGUCAGGAAAAUGGAAACCUCAAUGACACCAAGGAACUGUCUGAGCUGGAGCCCUUCACAGACUACAGCUGUACUGGUCAGAUCAAGGAAAACCACGUCACCAUUAACAACACAACUCCUUUCAACUUCAGGGUUAACUGUGAUCUUACAUUAAACUACAUAAAGAAUACUACAACCAAUACCUCCAUUCAUCUGGAAUGGAACACGACCAGUAACAAGUGUCAAGGUGUCCUUCCUAAUCUAAAGAAGCUCUCUUACGACUGCAGUUGUACUCCUACUGACUCAGAUCAUAAACACAGACCUACAACUAAAAAACUACCAUCAGGAGGAACAUGUGAUAUUACUGGACUGGAACCAUUCAAAGAUUAUACCUGUAAAGUCCAACCCAAAUACAACAACAAGGAAGAUUUCAACCCUCAGACAGUUAGACAGAAGACUGCGAGUGGAACACCAGAGAAAAUAAAUACACUGACGUUGAAAGUUCCAGAGAAUAACGUGAUAACAGUAACCUGUAAUUAUGGAGAUGUCAAGUUUAACGGACCUCCGAGAUCCUUCACUGCACAUCUUCUUUAUGAUGGUAUCACUCAGAAGGAGCUGACAAACAAUAAAUGCGAUUUUGAAUUCGAAGAUCUAAGCUACUCAACGGAAUACAAAGUAAAGGUGACUGCUUUCAACGGAAGAUUUUACAGCGACCCCAACACAGAAUCUGUUUCCACUCGCUACAAUGACAAAGCUGUCAUUGGUUUUCUGGUCUUCAUCAUCAUCAUCAUUGCUUUUGUGGCCUUGGUUCUGGCGGCCUACAAGAUCUACCAUUACAGAAAGUCCAAAAAUGAUGUGAGAGGGGAUGUGAUGCCUGAACCAACAGAAACUGCUGUAGUUUAUGUUAAUGUACCUCGAUUUAAAUACCGCCAUAAGGACACACUCUGAUGAAGAAAGACCCGAUGGAGCUGCGAAACAAAUCAUCAUUUACUCCUAUAUGUUUUUCUGUAUAAAGUAGGCCUCUUAUUCUAGCCAGUAAUAUGUUUAGACUGAUAAUGCCUUGCUUGACAGAGCUCCAACAUGUUGUUUUAAGUGCUUAUUUUGUUGGAUAGUACAUACUUUUUAUGUUGUUUAAUGUGCACUUUGUGGCAUUGUUCUUCUCUCAUUCAAAUUUGAAUCUCAAGGACAUGAGAUAGGAGAAAUGUUAUAAUAAUACAAUGUUACAUACAAGUUUUAGUUCCCGACCAUAAAGGGGUCUUUGAUCAUCUUGCAUGUGUAUGACUUAUUAUUACCUAUCAUAAUAAAACUUUACAUUGGA
Perca flavescens (yellow perch) is the source of this 2206-nucleotide messenger RNA. Its product is annotated as receptor-type tyrosine-protein phosphatase C. Gene Ontology annotation, molecular function: protein binding. The transcript is spliced from 15 exons. Bases 1 to 1836 code for a protein of 611 amino acids. Lineage: Eukaryota; Metazoa; Chordata; Actinopteri; Perciformes; Percidae. The record is from RefSeq and is a predicted model, not a curated record.